Plasmodium coatneyi is the source of this 852-nucleotide messenger RNA. Its product is annotated as KIR-like protein. The transcript is spliced from 2 exons. The record is from RefSeq and is a predicted model, not a curated record. NCBI's taxonomy places the organism in Eukaryota, Apicomplexa, Aconoidasida, Haemosporida, Plasmodiidae. The coding region runs from base 1 to 852 and encodes 283 amino acids.
AUGGCAGGAGUAGACCCGUCCAAGCCACAAAGUUUCCCUUCAUGGACAGACUACUACGGUAAAUUCGAAAAUGGGGGAGGGAUCCAGGAACCAGACUGUACAGAUGAAAAGGAUUGUGGCAAAGAAGUAACAAACUAUUCGUUGAGAAAUAGGGAUCUUCAGAUGUAUGAGGGCAAAAUUAGGGCGGCACUCCACUAUUUACUCGAAACAUACAGAAAAAAGGGACCCAAGAAUUCACUGGAAAGUACAGCACGCCACUUUUUUUAUUAUUGGUUAGGGGAAAAAAGGUCUAACAGUAGAAAGGGAAGUACCGAAUUUCGAGGUGACAUAAUUCUUCUUUGCAAUGCUAUAAAUCAACCCUCUGAGAAGGGACCAUUUGGAAUUCCCUGUGACAAUCCUGAAAAAGUUAUUUUCGACCAAAGAAAAAGAAUAUUUGAUUAUUACUACGAUUAUAGUACAGUACAAAAGAAAAUACUGGAAGAUGGGGACGCCUCCAGGGAAAAGUGGUCCAGUUAUUUGGAAGGAAUUACUAAAGCAUGCGACGCUAUAAAGGAUUAUUGUAAACCAGAGGUGGAAAACACAAGGGGGGAUGAUCAAUAUUGUAAACAAUUCGAAGCACAGUACGGCGCAUAUUGUUCAGCGGCGAAGUUGCCAGAAUUGGAAUAUAAAUUAAAAUCUGCACAACAGGAAAAACAAAGCACACAACUCAAACUAAACAGUGCUCUCCAUCAAGCAAACAAAGCUUCUUCUCUUUCUUCUACCUUUGGUACCGUAGCAGCAAUAGAAUUACCAGCGGUUAUCUUUUUUUUAUAUAAGGUAAAAUUACAAUUUAAAGUUGCAAAAUAUAAAUAA